Molecule: messenger RNA, 630 nt
Organism: Lactuca sativa (garden lettuce)
Lineage: Eukaryota; Viridiplantae; Streptophyta; Magnoliopsida; Asterales; Asteraceae
Source: RefSeq, a predicted model, not a curated record
AUGGAAUUUUUAAAAAGUUUUGACUCGGAUGACGACGUAGAAUUCGCCGAGACAUUCUUCAAUGUUGUGCAACACGUUCACGCCGAAAAAAGUUCGAAUGCAGUGCGUACAAGGGUGGUCAUCAAUCGUGAUCGCCAAGCCGCACACGACUUAUUGGUACGUGAUUACUUUGCCGAUAAUUGUCUUUAUAAUGACGACUCGUUCGAACGUCGUUUCCGUUUGAAUAAGGCUAUAUUUUUACGUAUUAGUAAUGCUUUAGAAUCUCGUUAUGAUUUUUUCAAACAAAAACCCGACGCUAGAGGAAGAAUGAGUUUUAGUAGUAUACAAAAAUGUGCGGCUGCUCUUAGGUAUUUGGGAUACGAUAUAGCAUUUGAUGCAUCUGACGAAUACUUGAAAGUAUCCGAGAGGACCGCAGUUGUAUGUGUAGAUUGGUUUUCUGCAUCGGGGUCUAACAACGACCUUAAUGUUCUUGGCCAGUCUCCACUUUUCAACGAUAUUUGGCCCGGCAAAGCACCUGAUAUGACGUUCACGGUAAACGGGCAUGCGUACAAAUACGGUUACUACCUUGGUGAUGGGAUAUACCCGGAUUAUUCUACAUUGAUGAAGGCAUACUCGAUUCCUCGAAAUUAA